Clupea harengus (Atlantic herring) is the source of this 1466-nucleotide messenger RNA. RefSeq names its product protein inhibitor of activated STAT, 4b (gene pias4b). Gene Ontology annotation, biological process: protein sumoylation; regulation of transcription by RNA polymerase II. Gene Ontology annotation, molecular function: transcription coregulator activity; SUMO ligase activity; zinc ion binding. The record is from RefSeq and is a predicted model, not a curated record. Gene Ontology annotation, cellular component: chromatin. NCBI's taxonomy places the organism in Eukaryota, Metazoa, Chordata, Actinopteri, Clupeiformes, Clupeidae.
CCUAUUUCAGUCGACGAGUCAAUCGGUGUCGCGCCUCGACAAGGGUGUGUGUGGCCGACGAUGGAUGCGAUGAGCAUGUUAAAGAGUUUUCGAGUGGUCGACCUCCGUGAACUCUUCAUCGGCAAGGAGAAGAAGGGCUUGAAGGGAGACCUGAUUCGUCGCGCCAUUCAGCUCAUUCAAAAUGAAUGCAGUCAAGAGUUGCUUACUAAAAUAAAUGACAUAUACAACUCCCGCUGUCAGCCACAAGCAGUUACAAACCCGAGGGCAUCCCCUCAAAUAUUAAGUAUGAAGAUUGCUGACAGCACUCCAUCUCCCUCUUCACAGGAUUCUGAUGUCAAACUAAUGUCGUUUCCGUUCCAUCAAACCUUGGACAUACUCGUCGACCUUACAGCUCUAAAGCCACACUUUUCCUUCACGUUAAGUGAAAAACAACGCAAGCAGUUAAUCACACAAACAACGCGUUUCUCUGGAGAUGAAGUUCAGGUAGUGAUCAGGAUCUGCUAUACAGAGAGUGUGGGAGUGGAGGAUGACCAAUAUCCACCAGAACUUUUUGUUUUUGUGAACCGACAAAUGCUACCUUUACAGGUGGCUAAACAAAUCCGAGUUAGAAAACCAGGAGAGGAGCCUAGGCGACCCUGUCCCCCGAUCAACAUCACAUCACAGCUGAAACUCAGUCAACCAGGGGACAUCCAGAGUGGGUUCAUUACUUGGCGUGAUCGUGGCAAAGUGAAGUGCUACUCCUUUGCUGUUCAUCUGGUGCGAAUCCUGAGUGCGAAAGAGCUGCUGGCUCAGCUCAGGAAAAGCUCAGUGGAGAGUGUGGAGUGCUGUCGUGCCCGCGUUUGUGAGAAGCUGUGCACUGGACAAGACAGCGAUGUUGCCACCACAGGGCUGCGGGUGUCUCUCCUGUGCCCGCUGGGGAAGACUCGUCUGAGGGUGCCGUGCAGAGGUUCGGGCUGUGCCCAUCUCCAGUGCUUCGAUGCCCUUACCUACGUGGAGCUGAACAACAUGAAGCCCACCUGGAUGUGCCCUGUGUGUGACAGGCCAGCCCCCUUCACACUUCUCACCAUUGACGGCUUGCUGUCAUCAAUCCUGGUGACUGCUGAGGAGUCUGUUGUUGAGAUUGAGUUUGUGGCGGACGGCUCCUGGAGGUCUGUAAAAGAUCAACAUGGCAAUGCACGUCGGAGCCCACAGACUGAACUCAGUGUGACUUCCUUGCACAGUUUGGCAGCAUCAGAAAUCAUAGACCUAACACUGGAUUAAGAUGACGAAAGAAAUGGUGAAAUUGUUUUUGAGGAACACCUGGCUGGACAGAAAUGUCUGUAUUUUGUGCUUGUUAUAUUUUAAAUGUGAAUUAUUUUAGGAUCACUACAAAUGGGCUCGGUUAUUGUAUUUAUUGAUGUUUAUUUUAUUCAUCUAUGUAUAUAGCUACACCAAACCUACGAAUAAAGAUUGUAUUUUUCCACGUA